GUCAUUUGUAAGCUGUUGUUUGGUUUACUUCCGGAAUUUUACGACCACAGAAAAAAAUAUCGAUUGUUCGCAGUUAUCGCUGACACUUUCCACAACAAACUUUGCAAUAUUGGGAGCAAGGUUUACAUAUGAUAUGCAACGGAUGAAGCAAACUUUAAAAAAUAGUCGGACUUCAGUCCACUUUCGGCAUGGUUGAAAACGUGAAGUUAAAACUAGGCAGAUAUAUUUAAUGUUUACCAAUUUUAUUAGCGAUUAAAUUAUGGCUGAAAAACGAAGAUCUGCAACAAGUUCGCCAAUGAAAAGUGGCACUUCAAUUAAAAGUGAAGAUUCACAGACGUAUGAUCUGCUACAGCAUGUUUUUUCAGAGAUGACUUUGUCAGAAGAAGCAAGUGCUAAACCCAGACAGAGCUUGGAACUGGAGAAUCUUCAAUCAAAUAUGGAUGAGAUGAUUACCGAGGUCGUAGAAAAAUCAUCUUCCACAUCGAAGAAGAAAAAUAUACUGGCCCCUUUAGAUGGAAGAAUUGGGCCGUUAGAAGUUGUAUUCGAUCAGAAGUCAAUUGUCGGCACAAUGGGUCUACGUUUAGAGUCGGAUCAACUGGCAGUAACAAGUCACAGUAAUUUCAGCACAGUCAGGGCGAACUGCUGCGUAUAUAGAGGGAAGUGGAUGUAUGAGGUCAUGCUGUGGUCUAAGGGUGUGAUGCAGCUAGGCUGGUGUACAAUAAAAUGCAAGUUCUCAUUUGAAGAAGGCGUAGGCGAUACACAGGAUUCGUACUCCUAUGAUGGAAGCCGACUCCGGAAGUGGAACAUCAGGACCCAGAAAUAUGGAGAGGCUUGGUUGGCUGGGGAUGUGAUCACGUGUGCGCUGGACUGCGAUAACAAAACCAUGACAUUCUACAGAAAUGGAAAAUCGAUGGGGGAAGCUUUUACAAACGUAAAAACAGGAAGUGGAUAUGCCUAUUUCCCAGCAGUCAGUUUGUCCAGAAAUGAACAUCUUCGAGCCAACUUUGGAGCCACGCCCCUGCGUUAUCCUAUUGAGGGCUAUGCGCCACUUCAAGCAGUACCGCAGGAGGAUGUAUUCAAGGGCCAGCUUCUGAUUGGAUGGCAGGAGAAACUAGUCAAUACUUUGGUGCAAGAGGAUAAGCAUUUAAUGGAUGUCUGUGGGAUCGUACAAGAUGGCUCCAACAUCCCCCCUCUGCCUUUAGGAGAAAAUCGAAGCAAGAAGUCAACAGCCAUCCUGAUCUCAGCUCAUAUAUUUGAUAAACUUGCUCCUCUGUUGAAGGGUCCCUAUGUUGUGGAAUGUUGUUUGCUUCCACUGAUGUUAAAGUUUUGUGCCAUGACUUCAGACACCAGCAGAAAUAACCCCCAGAUCAUCAAGCUCCUAGAUCUCAUGUGGUCUCUGAUGCAGGAUCAUGAGAUAAAGCCGUGCAUAGACAACAUGAUGACCUCAUUAUUGUAUAACUUCUACAAGACGUCUCCAUGUACUUCAGAUUUCUCAUCACAGAAAACGUACCUGGAUUUGACUCUGAGAGUUUUACAACACGCACAGACCAGGAGAUACCUCCUUUUUAACGUUUUAUUUGAUAAGAUUAAGUUCCCGGUGUUUAUGCAUGUGAAGCCUCCAGAUGAUGCAGGACUAGAAGAUCUGGUGCCCACUGUCUGGUGGGCCACCCUAGAAAAUGAUGAAGAAAAUCCCUUGCCCCCAUCCACUGACUCCGAGAGAGACCUUCAGCGUCGAUACAAAAGUUACUGUCAAGAUCUCAGGGUGAAGGUCGAAGAACUGGAAGACGUUCAGAUUGAAAUUCUCAAAGUGCUGCUUACUCAUUCAGACCCAGUUGAAAAAAAGACGUCUCGCAUGAUCUUUAUAGAAAAACUGAGAGCCUACCUGAAAAGCAACAACAGACUUGGAAAGCUUCAACAAGUGACCACCUGUCCUCUGAGUUUUUUCCACCGUCUCGUACAAGCUCUCCGCUUCUAUUGGGAUGACUUUCAGAGGGAGGAUCCGUCCAGAUUUGUCACCAGCCAAGAGUCUUUCAUGCCUAUCCACGAAUUUUGGAUGGAUUCCAGAGAACUGAUUGACUUCCAGAGGUGUGGGGGCCUGGUAUCUCAUCUCAACAGGGUCCUGGGAGGUGAGGUGAAUAAAUGUCAGGGACUUCAGAUCGAUAAAGACGGGAAACCUGUCAGAAAUCCAGACAGCAGCACGGAUUACCCCCCUCUGGAGAUGCCCAGUGGGAACUCUUUGAUGGACUUGCUGGAUGUUAUAGUCUUACUUUAUCGUCUGUCCUCACAUGCACAGAUCUCCAAGAUGUGUUCACUCAGGGAUAAUCUCAAAGAAUUUGUGACGUCGCUACGGGACACAGAGAUGAAGUUAGACCUGUGUCCUGAGGAUAGAACAGACAUGAAACUGGAGCUGGAGCGAGCGUUAAAAGUAUUCCAAGAAAAGUACGAGGAACUGGCCCGACAGAUGGCGUGGCUGAUCUCAGUUGUGUAUUCUCCUAGGAAACAGGAGGAUGUGGGCUGGUUGUUGGGGGUGGCACUAAGAACAGUAGAGAAGGCCUCCAGCUACGGUCAGCUGUUCCAGUACACCCCCGAGUUUUAUGUGGAGAGUGUCAUUAGAGCUACCUAUGCCCUUCACAGAUACUUCCACCCCAUUGUCAACAUUGAGGAGUUAAAGGGUUACGACGAAAUGAGGAAAAAAUUUGCCCUGUUUUUGGUGCGACAUUUUGCUGAUGCCAGGAUUGUCAACACAGAUCUGAGAGACAACAUUGUGCAAGCUUUGGCUUGUUUUAUUUGUUAUCCUAAGUCCCUGAAAGCUUUAGAAGGUCUACCACAACAAAUCAAAGAGAGUAUGAUGAAAUCUUUGAUUGCGCCCUAUGAGAGUAGAUCCUGGGCCCAGACAAACUGGAUUCUGGUUCGCAUUUGGAAGGGCUGUGGUUUUGGAUUCCGGUACACACAUCUUUCUCAUCUUGUUCCGUCCAAAGUUCAACCAACUGAGUUUGGCUCAGCUAGCCUUCAAGAGCCGUGUCCCUCUAUAGUCCUUCAGAAUAUCUUCAGAAAAAUGUUACUGACCGAACAGGAGGCUUCAACUCGGUUUUUGGACACAUUGAUUAAUCAACUCAAUUGGUCAUUUUCAGAGUUUAUUGGGCUGAUGCAAGAGAUUCAGCAGCAAGUUUCGAGAACCGAACUGCGGAUUUUGGAGGCGCGGACUCUGAAGAUUUGUGCCACAUGUUUCGAGAUUGCCGUCUGUCUGAUGAGGGUUCUGGAGAUGAUCGUCUGUGUUGCACCGGAGACGGUAUUAGACUUCUCCAGACAGUCCUCUGAGCUCCUGCUGGGAAGACUAAUGCAGCUCCUGUGUCAUGUCUUGAACCGAGUGACGAGUAGGAGUGGGGUGUUUUCCACGGUCAUCAGUCACUCUAUCCAGGGACUGGAGGGUGUGUCUUACUACCCUAUACUGGCGGUUACCAUCGGCGUACUCCAUCAGCUAGUGAUGAAGUCCACGGAGAAAAGCCAGAAGAAGGUGCUAUCCUGUCUGCUGUCGGACCCGGCCUUCCAGAUUCCCACAUUGGAAUUUACCCUGGGGGUUCCCCUCCCACAGACGUCGGCCAGCAGUACACCAAAGGGGAAAAAAGGCAAAGAGAAGAUCUUCAAUUUUGAAACAUGUGAAGAAAUGAACGAAAGUGAGACUCAGGCAGUGAGAGAUUUAAUUAGCUUUAUUAAAGAGAAGCAAGAGAACUUCCAGGAGGUGCACGAGAACAUAAAAGAGGAGGACCUCUGUACGAUAUGCUAUGCUAACUCUAUCUCAGCAGUGUUUAAACCGUGUGGCCAUCAAUCUUGCAGAACCUGCAUCAGUCAUCAGAUGAUGGGGAAGAAGGAGUGUUUCUUCUGUAAAGUAAUUAUUACUGCUGUGGAUGACCUUCAGGGUCAACAAAUCCUGACCAAUAGCACGCCAGGAUCUCAAUCCAAUCAAAUCUGAAGGAAGGGAGAUAACUCUGCUGUGUUCUACAAAUACUACUGCCAGUUGUCAUAUUGUGUAUUUCAGUAGCGUUCUUUAAUAUGUCUUGUUUACGUUGAUUGUUCUGUGGAAUAUUUUUUUAAAAAACUUUGAGCGUUGUGAAUCAUGUGAUGGAAAGUCUAAUAGUCAAUGAAAUUUGAAAUAUACAUGUGGUUAUCGAUUUUCAAUGUUCAUGAAAAAAAUAAAUUUGAAAAUACAUAACCAACUCCAAAAUCCAAUUGGAAAAAAAAAUUUCACUUUCGUAGGUAGAUUUUGGUAAUUUAUUCAAUAUUAUACAUGAGUUGGUGAUGUUUGAGGUAGAAAAAGGAUUUUUUGAAAAUAAAAAUUUUCACAUGUACAUAACUGUUUUUGUGAAGGAGUUGGUUGGUGUGUGCACGACUAAAGACAAUUCAGGUACUUGUUGAUUUAACUAAGAAUUAUGCAUCUUGAAUGUACCUCAUGACUUACUUUAAUAAUUAUCAAUCUUUUGUUAACUGAUAUGGAUUACAAAUGUGUUAUUUGGAAUGUGUCUUUUGAAUGACCAUAUGAUAUGUUAAAAGAAAUGAUAUAUAAUAUGAAUAAUGUGAAAAGUGCCUUUUUGUGCUAGAAUAUAGCUGUGAUAUAUUUGAAAAAUUGGUGCAUAUUAUGUUUGGGCACUUUAAGAAAUCGUUUUAUUAGCUGGUUCAUUAUUAUUUUUAAUACCGGUUAUUUGUUCUUGUUUGUUAAUGUUAGAAUAUAUAAAUAAUGUAAUUAAAAGAUUGCAGACAGAAAAGGAAGUAGUGUGUUGAAUAAAUGCCAGUCCCUUUGUGUACAGGGUAAAAUGUUGUUAAAUGCACGGUGUGUAAAUGAUUUGACUGUUACUAUUCAGAUUUCUUUUAUAGGUGCAACCAGCAUGUUGUACUGAUUAUUUACUUUUUAAUUAGAGGGAGAAUCCUUUUUUUUUCAGAUAAACAUCUGUACUUGCAGUUAACUUUGGUUGCUGUGUCUAUGUUUGUAGCAUAAAACAGAUAAUUUUUAAAUUCACCUGAAUGGAAAGCUCAGGAGAUCAAGCUUAACAUUUUCAGAUCAAAGUUGAUCAACUUUUCACAUUUUUGACUUCUAAUGAAUUUGCUGCAGAAUUACUCCACUCCUCUGUGAUUUUGCAAUAUCAUGGUAACAAAGUAGAAAAACUAUUAAUAUCCACUUAAUAUAGUUUAAUUAAUCAAUAACCAAAGAAAGAGAAUGUGUUGCCUCCUUUUUAAAGAUGUCAGACAUUGAUUAUUUAUUGAUAACAAACUUUUUCAGUAUCAAGUAGUUUACUAGAUGUUUUACUGUACCCUAUGAAUAAAAUUCCUACAAAAUAUAAACUUUUGUAAAAGUGAGACAUGUAUUUAUUGUGUGUAUUUUGAGUAUGGCCUACAAUGUAACAUUAGAUUGAGCAAACAAAAUUUUGUCAAGUAUGCAUUGAAUUUCUGGAGGUCAGAAGUGAACAUGGCAAUUUUUACACCCUCUAUUUCUGGUAUAAAGUAGAAAAAAAUCUGGUAAAUAUGUCCCCAACUACAGACUGUCCAGUGGCCCUAAAAUUCCUUAACAAUCCAAUUUUUUUUUUAGUUUUGCUAGAAUUCCUUAAAAAAUGUUAAAUUCAAGGGGAAAUUCCCCCCCCCCCCCCAAGCCCUAAUUUUCCCUGUGAGUUCCUAUUUUUAAAAAAAUAUAUUUCUAUUCCAGCAAUUUUCAACAUGCAGUCAAACUAAAUUUGACCAUUGAAUACAUAUGUCAAGCUGUUUAUUGCCUGUGACAAAGACUUAAGGUUUUAGACAAUAAUAGCUGGAAGACACCAUUCCUACACGGAGAGUAUUUUUUGUGAGUUUAUUGUCAAAAUUGCAAAAGUAAGACCAUUUAAAUGUCAAAAACUGCCCUAAUUUAUUUAAUUUUAGCCCCAAAUUUUUCGUAGUUUUAGCCGUAAAAUUAGCCCUUAUUUCUUGUCGGAGAGUGCUGGACAUCCUGCAACUAUCAUGUUUCAUACAGGUCCACAAUAUUUUAAGAUGAGGUAGCGAUAUAUGUAAUCAUAUACACCAAAAAUUACAGCAUUACACCAACGACGUAACAUAUUUAUAUCGUACUUUACGCACAAAAUUUUAUAAUACUCUUACUUCAUCUUGGGGGAAUUGAAAUAAUUGGGUCAGUGAUUACAUCACUUUGUGAUGAUUGAAUGCAGUUGCAUUAUACAUGCAACAUGUUUUAUUCUUCCGUUCUUGGAAGGCUAUUGUGCUUUACAUUAGAUGGUAAUUUUGCCUAUCUAACAAAGACCUAAGAUUGGCAUUGUUGUUUCACUUUCUUUAUGUAUAACAUUGAUGCAGUUAUUUGUGUCAUAUGAUUAUCUAUGAAGUAGUUCCUCAGGAACUUUGCUGUACAACGAAUUUCAUUUUCUGAGAAAAAUGCAUUGUACUAUAAAGUCAUUCAUUUUUGUGGAGAUUUAAUUUUCGUUGUUUUCAUGUUAUAUACACAUGAAUACCCUUUCUAUUUAGUUGUCACCUGAAUGCAGAGUAUUUGAAAUCUUAUUGUUGCUUGGCCGACAAUUGAAUAAAUUUAUCAGUUUGAACAGUAAACUGUACCAACACCUCUCACUGGUAACCAAAGAAAUAUAAGGGGGGGGGGGGGGGGAUUCAGACUGACACUUUUUAAAUAUCUGUAAAUGUGAAAUAUUUUCAGUAAAUUUGACUCCUUUGUAUCGGGCAUUACACAGAAUGUUUUCAGUGCCACAAAUUUAGGAAUUCAAUUGGCCAUGAAAAAUAUAAGAAACUGGGACUGCAAUAAGAAAUGGCAAUUCUUCACAAAAUCGAAGCCGCACAUGCAUGAUUUUUCUUAGACCAUGAAAAUAUCUGAUUCAGCAGUAAAAGAAUUCUACACUGUAGAAGUUAUUUUCUUGAGCAUCUUUUAUUGUGUCCCAUUUGUCUGUAUAUUCUUCCUGUUUUCGGAACAGAGACAUUGUACUUUUCACUGUAAUGAAGUUAUAUGUAUAAAUGGCAAAUUUCUUUACACGUGUAUUUGAUGCCAAAUUUAUUUAUUAUUAAAUAUAAAAUGAUUGUACAUGAUUGUUUGAGAGGAAUGUUUUCAUAAUCAGUUUUAAUAUGUAUUAAAUUUUCUGUUGAUUUUCUUUGUUGACAAUUCAAAGAGAUAGAGCUUUGUAAUAUUUUGUUUUAAAAAUCCGUCAAUACCAAAUUCUCAAAUACAAUAUAACAUGCUUA
Molecule: messenger RNA, 7212 nt
Organism: Ostrea edulis (European flat oyster)
Lineage: Eukaryota; Metazoa; Mollusca; Bivalvia; Ostreida; Ostreidae
Product: E3 ubiquitin-protein ligase RNF123-like
Exons: 33
Coding region: 260-3970 (1236 amino acids)
Cellular component (GO): cytoplasm
Molecular function (GO): protein binding; ubiquitin-protein transferase activity
Source: RefSeq, a predicted model, not a curated record